CACGUACUAUUCAGCGACGCUACCAAGCCUCCGGAGAGACAAAAAAAUCGUUAUAUUAUCUCUUAUAAUACAGUCGGUGUAACGCUAACAGUGCUUGGAUUGUUUCGAGCGCGUCGAAUGUCGCCAUUUAUCACUUGACGACGUAUUUCGUACUAUUGUGUUCCGAACAGGCGGGCUCGGCUGAAAGACAACGCUAGCGACGCAGCUAACUUCCGUCCGGGGAAGCGAUUUAUCAAUUCACGUGCAUUAAUAACUUCGAGACAGCUCCUUCGCCAUUCGUGAACACAUAGAGGAAUUUCCCUUCCGAGAAAGUAAAGCAGGCGGCCUCCAGGCUAGGCUAACGAAGGCUAGCAAGUUGAGCUAGCUUAAAAAUAGCGGGAAGACUCCCAACAUGAGCUAACAAAAGGGACUCUAUUACGCUUUGUUCGGGAAUAAUUAUAGUGUUUAGCGAUGCAACCAUACCUUUUAAGAUUGAACCCUUGAUAUUAUAAUCUUGAAACCAAACCGGAGCAAUAAGCUUGUCUAUAUUGUCUGAGCCGAGGCGAACUUUUCAGUCAACUACUACUACACGGUACACACAGUCAAAAGGAGGGCGGGGACUAACUGUCAUGACUAAAGUUACUUUUCAAACUUUACUGGAGCACAAAGGCAAAUGUUAAAUCUUUUUUACCCAUAAUUGGUGUCUAAAUGUUUAUUUCAAUUUUUAUUCAGGCGAGUGGCCCUCUUGUAUUCUUUAUCAUACCACCAUUAACAACAUGUUUAUCCCAGAGCAAUACAGUACUGGAUGUAUUUAGACGUAGAAGAACCAAAUUUCUAAAUUGUUUAGAUUACUUAAAACCGAAAACUUGGAAAAUGCUGCAUUCACGUGUCAAAGUCACGUAUUCAAUGAUACGUUUCUUACAUGUCGGUGGAAGUCACUCACAAAAAGCACAGAAAUGCUUAUGAUAGGCCUACAAUAGUUUGAAAACAACUUUGCACUGAAACAUGAGCAUUCACUGCGAGUGACAUCAGAACACCCAAAGACAAGUCGACCAAUGUAAACAAAAAAUGCAAUUCAUGUUAUUAUCUUAAUCUCUCAAUUAAUGGACUAGCAAAUUGACGGUAUUAGUUGUACGCCCCAUUUGAACUGAAUCCAUUUGAAUUCCCAGUUCAAAUGGAUUGUAAUUCUGUCACAGUGAAUAGUUAAACUACGUCACAACAAGUUUCAGUAACUUCAUUGAACAAAAAACUAUUUAACAAGCAUUCACUGUUCACAAUUUCCAGCACAAGCAUCAGCGUGAUAAAAAUGACUUAAAAUAUCAAUUACAUAAAUUAUCAUCACAUAUAUUACAAACAAGAGCUUCUUUUUGAAUAAUAACGGGUUUAACAUUCAAAGUCACACAUGAAGAUGAAUUUAUAUCGCCGUACUUCACAGAUUCUUACUCUUAUUUUGAAAGGGAUUGUAUACUGAAGUUAUGUUAAUAUAUAUUUCCGGUAUGGAUAUGAUUCUUUCACAAUAAUGGCGUUUUGUCUCGAGUUUCUUCGUGUAAACAUAAAAUUCAGUCACAAAGCUGUUCAUAUAUUUUGGUUGCUAUUUUCAAAGAGUUUAACCUUUAUUAAUUCCGUUUGAAACAACGACCACUAUGUAUUUCUAUUGGCGUUUCUUCUUGAAUGCUAAAACCAUUGGUUGAUACAGGGUGCUUUAUUGUGAAGUAGUCAGAAGGGAAAGCGUGGUGUUGCCGAAAGACUAAAGCGGCUAGCCAAGAUGGCGGAGUACUUGGCGUCGAUUUUUGGGACAGAAAAAGACAAAGUUAAUUGUUCCUUCUAUUUCAAAAUCGGUGCCUGUCGACAUGGUGACCGAUGCUCCAGAUUACAUAAUAAGCCCACUUUCAGCCAGACUAUCGCCCUACUGAACAUUUACCGCAACCCUCAGAACAGCGCCCAGUCUGCCGAUGGCCUCACCUGUGCCAUCAGUGACAUGGAAAUGCAGGAGCACUAUGAUGAGUUUUUUGAGGAGGUCUUCACAGAAAUGGAAGAGAAAUAUGGUGAGGUGGAGGAGAUGAAUGUGUGUGACAACCUGGGAGACCACCUUGUGGGGAACGUAUAUGUCAAGUUCCGCUGUGAAGAAGAUGCGGAGAAGGCCGUGAUCGAUUUGAAUAAUCGCUGGUUCAAUGGGCAGCCCAUCCAUGCUGAGCUGUCUCCCGUCACAGACUUCAGGGAAGCUUGCUGUCGCCAGUAUGAAAUGGGGGAGUGCACCCGAGGUGGCUUCUGCAAUUUCAUGCACCUGAAGCCAAUUUCUCGCGAGCUGAGGAGAGAGUUGUACGGACGGCGCCGGAAGGGAGGGCGUCACAGGUCUCGGUCACGUUCUAGAGACCGUCGAUCCCGCUCAAGGGACCGUGACCGAGGAGGCCGAGGUGGCGGACGCGACCACGAUAGACGCCGCUCUAGAGACAGAGAGCGCUCAGGACGAUUCUGAGCCACAAGCCACAAUGAUUUGCAUCCUUGUACCAUCCAGACCAAUUGAUUUUUUUUCCCUCCCUCUCCUUUUUUUAAAAGUUUGUAUCCCCUCGCUUGUAUUGUAGGAAGAAAUGAGUGGUGCCAGAUGUCGAAGCUAUGUUGGCUGUAAGUAACUUGUUAUGUUCUGGAAUGAUUUUCACCCCAUUAAAAUUUUUACGGACGA
Corythoichthys intestinalis (scribbled pipefish) is the source of this 2659-nucleotide messenger RNA. Its product is annotated as splicing factor U2AF 35 kDa subunit. The transcript has 8 exons. Gene Ontology annotation, molecular function: pre-mRNA 3'-splice site binding; metal ion binding. The record is from RefSeq and is a predicted model, not a curated record. NCBI's taxonomy places the organism in Eukaryota, Metazoa, Chordata, Actinopteri, Syngnathiformes, Syngnathidae. Bases 1745 to 2455 code for a protein of 236 amino acids. Gene Ontology annotation, biological process: mRNA splicing, via spliceosome. Gene Ontology annotation, cellular component: U2AF complex; spliceosomal complex.